Molecule: messenger RNA, 4089 nt
Organism: Ictidomys tridecemlineatus (thirteen-lined ground squirrel)
Lineage: Eukaryota; Metazoa; Chordata; Mammalia; Rodentia; Sciuridae
Gene: Ugt8
Product: UDP glycosyltransferase 8
Biological process (GO): galactosylceramide biosynthetic process
Cellular component (GO): endoplasmic reticulum
Molecular function (GO): N-acylsphingosine galactosyltransferase activity
Source: RefSeq, a predicted model, not a curated record
GGCGGGGCCGCGUGUGCCAGUCCCAGAGCUAGCAGCUUCUGCGCGUCGGGAGAGCUCACCAGCGUCCCAGCCUGUUGGCCAACAGCCACCCCACAGGCGAAAACCUUGGUUCCUGGUCUCUGACUCUUGCCCAGAUUGCGAGCGCGUGGCACCAAGCGCAUCCUCAUCCAUGUCCCGGCUGGGUGAGCUAGAGGUGCUCGAAACCCGGGGCGUGUGAUGAGAGGCUGAGCGCGCGGCGGCCCCUGUCGCGUCCCGGUGAACCAGGCGCGGGAGGACCCGGAGCGCUCCAGCUCGGCUCACGGCGCGCGCGGGGCGGGGCGCGACUGGGGGGGCCCGGCCACCCGCGGGGAGCAGCCGAGGAGCAGGCGCGCUGCGGCCCCUAGAGAAGGCACGGUUAAAGUAUUGCCAUCAACUGUGAGCCCUGAGAGCCCGUCGAAAGCCUACACGCGAACUCUGCAGCCUCCCUCACGCCCCCGUGCCACCAAAGGCGGCGACACCUGAUCCAGCUCACAAACACAGGUCCCUUCGGUCCCGGAUACGAUUACGCGGCACAGACACACUCAAACUCACGCGCAGCAGCCUAGGGAAGAGCUAUGAAGUCUUACACUCUGUAUUUCAUGCUCCUGUGGAGCGCUGUUGGGAUAGCGAGGGCUGCCAAAAUCAUCAUCGUGCCGCCAAUUAUGUUUGAAAGCCAUAUGUACAUUUUCAAGACGCUAGCCUCAGCCUUGCAUGAGAGGGGCCACCGCACAGUGUUCCUCCUUUCUGAAGGCAGAGACAUCGCCCCAUCUAAUCAUUACAGCCUUCAGCGCUACCCAGGGAUCUUCAACAGUACCACCUCGGACGCUUUCCUGCAGUCGAAAAUGCGGAAUAUUUUCUCUGGGAGAUUGACAGCAGUCGAACUGUUUGACAUACUGGAUCAUUAUACUAAGAACUGUGACAUGAUAGUUGGCAACCAAGCCCUAAUCCAGAGUCUGAAAAAAGAAAAGUUUGAUUUGCUGCUGGUAGACCCAAAUGAUAUGUGUGGAUUUGUGAUAGCCCAUCUUUUAGGGGUUAAAUAUGCUGUAUUUUCAACUGGCCUUUGGUAUCCUGCUGAAGUGGGAGCUCCUGCUCCAUUAGCUUACGUCCCAGAGUUUAACUCACUCCUCACAGACCGCAUGAACUUGCUGCAAAGGAUGAAAAAUACCGGCGUUUACCUCAUUUCCAGAUUAGGGGUCAGCUUUCUGGUUCUUCCCAAAUAUGAAAGGAUAAUGCAGAAGUACAACCUGCUGCCGGAGAAGUCCAUGUAUGAUUUGGUUCAUGGGUCCAGCCUGUGGAUGCUGUGUACUGACGUGGCACUGGAGUUUCCAAGACCCACUCUGCCUAACGUUGUUUAUGUAGGAGGAAUCCUCACCAAACCGGCCAGCCCACUACCAGAAGAUCUCCAAAGGUGGGUAAAUGGUGCUAAUGAACAUGGCUUUGUCCUGGUGUCUUUUGGAGCUGGUGUCAAGUAUUUGUCAGAAGAUAUUGCUAACAAACUGGCAGGAGCUCUGGGAAGAUUGCCUCAAAAAGUGAUUUGGAGGUUUUCUGGAACCAAACCAAAGAAUCUAGGAAACAACACAAAACUAAUAGAGUGGUUACCGCAAAAUGACCUGCUUGGGCAUUCAAAUAUUAAAGCCUUCCUGAGCCAUGGUGGUUUGAACAGUAUUUUUGAAACUAUGUAUCAUGGUGUGCCUGUAGUGGGCAUCCCACUUUUUGGAGACCAUUAUGACACUAUGACCCGGGUACAGGCAAAAGGCAUGGGAAUAUUGCUAGAGUGGAAGACAGUUACUGAAGGAGAGCUUUAUGAAGCAUUGGUGAAAGUUAUCAAUAACCCCAGCUACCGUCGGAGAGCUCAGAAGCUUUCAGAAAUUCACAAGGAUCAACCUGGUCACCCUGUCAAUCGGACUGUCUAUUGGAUAGAUUACAUUCUUCGUCACAAUGGAGCCCAUCACCUACGUGCCGCUGUCUAUCAAAUUUCUUUCUGUCAGUAUUUUUUACUGGAUAUUGCCUUUGUGCUUUUGCUUGGUGCUGCCUUGUUUUACUUCCUCUUCUCCUGGGUGACCAAAUUUACCUACAGAAAAAUCACCAGUCUGUGGCCUAAAAAUAAGCAUAGCACUGUUAAUGGACAUUACCACAACGGACUCCUCAAUGGCAAAUACAAAAGAAAUGGUGAUAUUAAACAUGAAAAGAAGGUGAAAUGAGCCAGCAGCCCAGGUGAUGACAACAAAUCUGUUCAGUCAUUGAAUUUUUAUUGCUAGAAAUUAGUUUAACAGCUACUAAAAGUAAAAUGUCAGCAAACAAUUCUAACACUUCCUUAUCAGAUCUUACUAAUGAAUUUCUGUGGAAUUAAGAUGGCUGUACAAAGCACAAACCUAAAAUGCGAAAAUGUAUUUGGUUCAAAUACUGAUGCAGAAAGUUUUGGCACUGAACCUUUUAGAAGCCUUAAUUAUUUAAAUUAAUUGUAUCAGACUUUAGUUUUAAAUGUUGAUAUGUGUGUGUCACGGAUAAAGAAUGGUUUCUUUUCUCGUACUAAGAGGUGUGUGUGUGUGUGUGUGUGUGUGUGUGUGUGUGUUUCUGUGUCCUAAUUCAGAGAAUUUUAUCUGGCUGCUUGCUAUAUUUGUUGAGGGUACAACACAUUCAUGAAUGAAGUAGUAAGACAGUCAGGAUCCAGAUGUCUCUCAUAGCUUUUCCUAUAGCAUUAACAUGUGAACUCAGAACACUACAUCAGAGAACACUUCCCUCAAAACUGAAUACAGAGGAAGUAAAUGAAAAGAUAAAUGGCUCAGUUUUUUGUCCUUUUUGUUUAUUUUAUUUUUGUUUUGUUUUGUUUUCCUUUUCUUACCAACUAUGGACACUUCUGGGGGAAAAUGUGUAAUUAAAAAAAUGUAUAAAUCAGUUGUCACAUUUUCCUCCUACUAAUAAUUUUCCUCUGGAAGAAUUUUAUUAUUUUUUUCCUAUUUUUAUUUUAACAAGUUACAUUUUGUUCAAUGCAUAAUGAAGACAAAGCAGCAAACUCUGACUUUUGUUCAGAAUACUAGAGAUUAUGGCAUUUUAAAAUAAGGCCAUUGCUUGAAUGUUUAUGUGACUGAUGGCUUUUCUGUGAUGUAAGUUUUGAAUAUUUAGAUGUUACAAACCCAAAGUUCUAAUUUUUGAAACAUCAUCUUUUUCCCUUUUAUUUUCUGGGCCACACUCUAUUGUACAUAGGUGCCAACAGUUAUUUCUUUUAAACAGAACAUUAAACGGUUCUCAUUAUUGGUACCUGCUUUGUCUGCAGAAGUUGUAGAAUUUGCUGGUAUACAGAGGUGACAGAAAUAGAGCCACUUGUUUGUAAAGAUAAGUUCUUCUUUCCCUCCUUGGUCCUUCAGCCUCACUUUGGCAGCCUUUUUCCAGUCAUUGUGACUGACAUGGAAUAGUGACAGUAUUCAUGUAGAACAGGGAUGCAAGUCACAGACAUCAUAAAACCAGGACCUCCCUGCUGGACCAUUUACUAUUAUUUUUUCCAUGUCAUUCUGUUUACUUAGUAUUUGCACUACACCUGUUGAGUGUAUGCUUUAUUUAUUUGUAGUUUGAAAUCCUAUGAUUGACAUCUGAAAAAUGCAACAUUUACCUAAUGUCAUUCACUAACAGAAGAGUUAUGAAAAUUCUAGAAUGCUAUAAAUCCUUGUCAUACACUAUGACAUACAACUUCAUUAUACUCCCACCAGGAGCCACUUUCCUGUACUUAGAAAUAAUGUCACAAGUAGUUUUCUAAUGUACAAUACAGACAAACGUACUGCUCUCUGAAUACUUGAAGAAAUGGUAUUACACAUAUAAGCCUAUUAUACCUUUUCACAAUCUUAUAAUAAUGUUGCCGUUAAAAGGGACAAAAGAAUACAUAGGCAAUGAAUGGUGGGAUGGUAACGGGGCUUAGAGUGUAUGAAUGAGUUGAUUUUACUUUCUUGGAAUUUGAUGAAGUUAACAGGCACUGACUGGAUGAUUAUAACUUAAUCUCCACUGUGAUAAAAACUUAAACAAUAAACAUGAUUUAAAAUAGAGAAAUGUUGUUGGAAUAAAAUUUUUAUUCAGAUUUUA